This is a messenger RNA of Sabethes cyaneus, 1130 nucleotides long. Its product is annotated as pseudouridylate synthase TRUB2, mitochondrial. The record is from RefSeq and is a predicted model, not a curated record. Gene Ontology annotation, molecular function: pseudouridine synthase activity; RNA binding. The coding region runs from base 64 to 1041 and encodes 325 amino acids. Gene Ontology annotation, biological process: RNA processing; pseudouridine synthesis. NCBI's taxonomy places the organism in Eukaryota, Metazoa, Arthropoda, Insecta, Diptera, Culicidae. The transcript is spliced from 4 exons.
UUAAUUUUUUGUUAUAAACAGUUUGCAAAUGUUAGAUGAAAAAAUCAACAAAUUUGAGGAAAAAUGGCUAUUAUAAAAGUUGAGAAUGCUCCAGUGGUUUGGAGAUUUUUGAAUGGUGUAAUAAAUGUUUACAAACCAGCCUGUCUCACCGUACAACAAGUUCGGCAAACGAUUAUUGGAAAUCUUUGCAGAGAUCUCAACCAAAUGAAGGUAAGGCCACCCUUGCAGCGAAUUGCAAUUGAAUCGGUGGCGAAUUCGAAGUACAUUGUACGGCAGACCGAAGAUCUGUCUGACAACGUGCUGGUUGCUGGUCCCCGAUAUCAACCCGAAGAUGUUAAGGUCCGCAUGAGUGCCAACCACGGUCGUUUGACUAGCGGUGUACUAGUUAUAGGAAUCAACAAAGGUAUUAGCAUGGCUCAACGAAUUCAGGAGAAUCGUCCCUUGCGAGUGUAUAGGAUAACUGGAUUUCUAGGGAAGGCAACAGAAAGCCACUUCGAACGCUCAAGAGUGAUAGCAAAAGCCACGGUUAAGCACAUUGGAUCGGACAAGAUUGGACGUUUGCUGGCAGCAAUGCAAGCCUCACAUCAGAAAAAGAUGUUCGAACUGUGCGGAAUUGAUAUCCAGUCGCAGGCGGCAUACGAUAUGGCAGUGAAAGGAACAAUUCGACCGGCGGACAAUACGCAGCCUAUGAUCUAUGGCAUUAAAUUAGUUGAGUUUCGCAGACCGUUUUUCACUAUUGAAAUUCACGCAAUCAAUGAAACAGAAGCCUACAUAGGAAUAUUGAUUCACGAAAUUGGAUUGGGCCUAAAAUCAGUAGCUCAUUGCGUUGGAAUUCGCUGUAUUCGGCAUGGCCAUUUUGAUUUGGAGCAUUCACUGCUAAGAAAUAACUGGAAUUUACAGUCUAUUUUGGCUAGCAUGGCUCACACUAACCAGCUAAUUAAACAACAUCCCGAGAUUUUGAAUCAGUCAAUUUCCCACCUUACUAAUCUUGAUCCAAACCAAAGCAGUGAAUCAAAAACUAUCGGCGAUAACAUAAGUUAAGCUCGAGCUCGCUUUGCCAAAUUUGGUAAAUAUAUUAAGAAUGUUGAUUGUCUAACAUCACAGAACUUUUAGAUUAUAGAUCAAUGUUC